Messenger RNA from Salvia hispanica, 1419 nucleotides. The record is from RefSeq and is a predicted model, not a curated record. NCBI's taxonomy places the organism in Eukaryota, Viridiplantae, Streptophyta, Magnoliopsida, Lamiales, Lamiaceae.
AUGUCAUUCUUGAUCCCAGUUCAAAAUCAAUUUACAGGUCCAAUACCUUCCGCCAUUGGGAAUAUGUCAGAGCUGGCUUAUUUAGUACUCCCUCAUAACAAAUUCAGUGGGGAGAUUCCAUCAUCCAUUUGCGACCUGAGAUUAUUGCCACUCCUCCAUUUAGCAGACAAUAAUUUGGAAGGACAGAUUCCAAAGUGCCUAGGAAACUUUAAUAGUUCACUGUUGCUUCUUAAUUUGGGAGGAAACAAAAUCACAGCCCUUCAAUCAACAUUUGCAAAAGUAUGCAGUCUUCAGUCCCUCAAUCUGAAUGGCAAUAAAUUGGAAGGAAUACCUCACUCCCUAAUCAACUGCCAACGUCUGCAAAACAUUGAUUUUAGUGAUAAUGAAAUACGAGGUGCAUUUCCCUUUUGGAUGGAAACAUUCCCUCAACUUCGCGUCCUCAUCUUGAGGUCUAACAAGUUGAAUGGGACUAUGUUGGAGGCUUCAAAGAUCGAGCAUCCGUUUCCAAAGUUGCAAGUCUUGGAUAUAACAAGAAAUGUGUUUGUUGGCUCUUUACCCGAUAGAUAUUUCAAGAACUUUGGAGGUAUGAUAGAUGCUAAGGACAAUCUAACACGCGUUCAGAAGGAUGUGCUCCAAAGAUUUUUUGACUUGAGUGUCACUUUAAAAGGUUUGGAUCAGACAUUGUGGAGAUUGCUGGAUACACUUACAACGAUCCAUUUUUCUUCCAAUAAUUUCUCUGGGAGUAUUCCAGUUUCCAUAUGCAAUCUUAAUUCUCUGAGAUACUUGAAUUUGUCCCGCAAUACUCUCACGGGAGGGAUUACUUUGUCUCUUGGGAAUAUAAGUAUUCUUGAGUCAUUGGAUUUGUCAUGGAACAGAUUGAGUGGAAAAAUUCCAAGUGACCUGACAGGGUUGACAUUUCUUUCGAAAUUAAACCUAUCAAUGAAUAACCUUGUGGGGCAGAUACCACAAUCUAAGCAGUUUUCCACCUUUCAGAAUGAUUCAUAUGUGGGAAACUGGGGAUUGUGUGGAGUUCUAUUGACAAAACAAUGUGAAACAACCGAUGGAAAACUAACAUUUCCUACAGAAGAUGAUGAUGAGUCAGGAUUUAUAGAUGGAUUUGGUUGGCGAUGUGUUGUGAUGGGAUAUGGAAGUGGAUUUUUCCCCACUGAAUUCAUUGUUGGAGAGGUCCAAGUAAGUGAGGCCUGUGAGGUUGCCAAGAGCAGUUGGUAUAGAGCCGUUGUGAGCAUUCCAAUUGAGGUUAAAAGUGGUGAAAUGGAAAAGGUCCAAUGUCCCUGCAAGGUCUGCACCGGGGAGAUCAAUCCCAGAGACAGAUCCUCUGCUGUUGCAGCGAAUGCCGAUCCAUCUGCAGUGGUUGCUGAUGUUGUUGAUGGACCAAGACUUGAGAGAAGCAGAAGAUGA